Messenger RNA from Sordaria macrospora k-hell, 1665 nucleotides. The record is from RefSeq and is a predicted model, not a curated record. NCBI's taxonomy places the organism in Eukaryota, Fungi, Ascomycota, Sordariomycetes, Sordariales, Sordariaceae.
AUGUCCGACAUAGAAAAAGGGUCCCACGACAAGGAGACCCAUGUCGCCGCCGCGGCCCCUCCUCCCGCCUAUGAGGCCGGCGUUGCCGAGGACCUCCCACGGGAGGACUUCAUGACGCGAAAUGGUCUCAACCUCAACUCCUUCAAGCCUCGCCGGUAUCAUCCCGGCGACGGCACCGAGAUCGAGCGCACCAUGAAGUCCCGCCACUUGCACAUGAUUGCCAUCGGCGGCUCCAUCGGUGCUGGUUUCUUCGUCGGUUCCGGCAAGGCCCUGCACAACGGCGGCCCUGCUUCGCUCCUUAUCGAUUUCAUGAUCAUCGGUGUCAUGAUGUUCAACGUCGUCUACGCCCUUGGCGAGCUCGCUGUCAUGUUCCCUGUUACCGGUGGUUUCUAUACCUACUCUACUCGCUUCAUCGAUCCUUCCUGGGGUUUUGCCAUGGGUUGGAACUACGUCUUCCAGUGGGCUAUUGUUUUGCCUCUUGAACUUACUGUCUGUGGCUUUACGGUCGGGUAUUGGAAUCAGGAUAUAAACGUCGCCGUCUGGAUCACAAUCUUCCUAGUCGCCAUCAUCAUAAUCAACGUCUGGGGCACUCUCGGCUACGCUGAAGAAGAAUUCUGGGCAUCAGCAUUCAAGCUUGGCGCCACCGUCGUCUUCCUGAUCAUCUGCCUCGUCAUGCUGUGGUACAGCCCCGGUGCCUUCGCCAACGGUUUCCGUGGUUUCUGCUCCUGCUUCGUCACCGCGGCCUUCGCCUUCUCCGGAACCGAGCUCGUCGGUCUCGCCGCCGCUGAGGCCAAGAACCCCGUCAAGUCCCUGCCCGGAGCCAUCAAGCAGGUCUUCUGGCGUAUCACCCUUUUCUACAUCCUCGGUCUCUUCUUCGUCGGCCUGCUCAUCCCCUACGACGAUGACAACCUUUUGGGCGCUAACCCCUUCAUCAACGUCAACGCUUCCCCCUUCGUUUUGGUCGGCAAGUACGCCAACCUGACCGGUUUCGACUCCUUCAUGAACGUCGUCAUUCUCGUAUCCGUCCUGUCGCUCGGCGUCUCCUGCGUCUACGGCGGUUCGCGCACCUUGACUGCCCUUGCUCAGCAGGGCUACGCCCCCAAGGUCUUCACCUACGUCGAUCGCUCCAACCGCCCGCUGUUCUCCGUGCUGGCUAUUAUUGCCUUUGGUCCCCUUGCGUACGUCAACUUGGCGGCUGCUGGCCCGACCAUCUUUGACUGGCUGCUUUCGCUUUCCGGUCUCGCGGCGCUGUUCACCUGGGGAUCGAUUUGCUUGAGCCAUAUCCGCUUCCGCCAGGCGUGGGCGCUCAAGGGCCACACCUUGGAUGAGAUUCCGUUCCAGGCCGCUGGUGGCGUGUGGGGAUCGUGGUUGGGCUUGGCGCUGGUUGUUUUGGUGUUGAUUGCUCAGUUCUACGUAGCCAUCUGCCCCGUCGGCGGCGGCUUCAACGACGUCGAGGGCUUCUUCAUUCAGUACCUCGCCCUCCCCGUUGUCAUCGUCUUCUGGAUCGGCGGCUUCAUCUGGAAGCGCGGCAAGUGGUUGACGGUUGACAACAUCGAUGUUGACACCGGCCGUCGCGAGCACGACUGGGACACCAUCAAUGCUUACAAGGCCCAGCUGGCCACUUGGCCUGUCUGGAGGAGGUGGUUCCAUAAGUUGUUUGUCUAA